AUGCUUUUCCUCCCAGCUGCUGCUCUGUGCUGUCUGUGUUCAGCGCUGGCUGCCAUGGCAACACAGCUGAGUCAGGAGGAUUUAACUCUGACCAGGAGAGUCGGUGAGAGCGUGUCCUUCAGCUGUGGAGGAACUGAUCAGUGUCGUAGUGGUUGGCCUGUAACCUGGUACGAGAAGAAAAAAACAGAAACAUUCAAAGCAAUUCUUAAUAUCAAAAGUGAUGGUAGCACAGAGAAACCUUUCAAUCAUCCUCUAGAAAAAGAUUUCACAGCUGAGAGAAACAAGAACAUCUGUAAACUGAAGAUCGAUACAGUUAAAAUCGAUCAUAUAGCCUCCUACUACUGCGGCUGUUGGAAGUCUGUCUUUCUCACUGUGAAUGAAUACCUCUUUGGAUCUGGAACCAAGCUGGAUGUAACACCUAAAAAGGUGAAGCCGCCUGAGGUGACCGUGUGCCCGGUGAAAACAGAACCCAGUGAGGAGGGAAAGACCGCUCUGAUGUGUCUGGCCUCAGACAUGUUUCCUCCUGUGGUGCAGAUCUCCUGGAAAAGACAGGAGAAGAACAGCCAACAGGAGCAGCAGCCCCCUGCUGAGGAGAGACAGGUGGAGGUCAGCGGGUCUCAACGCUCUGCCAUGGUCCGGAUGGUUAAUGAUGAGAAUCUCUACAAUUAUAAAUACAUCUGCGAAGUUAAGCAUGAGGGCGGCAACGUGAGGAACCAAACAUGGAUCCAAGAACCUAAAGAUCUUCCACCUUCAACAGCAGCAGCUCCCACUCAUCCACCAGCAGCUUCUAAUCGCCCUCAGCUCCCAGUGAAGCCAUCAGUGUCCUUCCAGUCUCAGUGCAGGGUGAAGCUGCUCCUCCUGCUCUACACAGUGCUGAUAGUGAAGAGUCUGGUGUACUGCUGUGGACUCUCUCUGCUGAUGAGCCUCAGAACCAAGGGACCGUCCACCAACUGAACACAUGCUGACUCACUGCUUUCUCACCAACUUUCAGCAAAUCUUGGCAACUUAUCAUUUUUAUCCCCAUCAAUACAAGUCAUCAGGGUCAAAGUGUAAAAGUUAAAAUUGAUUUAAUGUUGCUUGAUUUUAAUAUUUCUGCCAAGUAAUUUCUGUAUUUGAUAGUAUAACCUAAAUAGUUCUGAGUGGAUUAGGAUAAAAAUACCAGACCAUCUGAAUUGGGACAAAGACCAGAUGAUUAGAUUCUGGUGCUAAUGUGAACCAUCUUCUGGAUUUCAUUGAGGUCUCAGCUCUCUGUCUGCUUUUUGUAAUUUCAGCUGAUUUAUUUUUGCAUUUUAUUUUUAAUACUAUGCAAACACACUGUUUUGUACGUUCUUUUUAUUCUGCAGUUUAUUAAACAAAAUAUCCAUCUUGUGAAAAUGUCUAAUUUUUAUAUCAGCAAAAUUUAAUUCAUGUAAAUUUAUUUAAAUGAAGAAAAGAAUAAAAUAUU
Messenger RNA from Cyprinodon tularosa, 1444 nucleotides. Its product is annotated as immunoglobulin lambda-1 light chain-like. The coding region runs from base 1 to 954 and encodes 317 amino acids. The record is from RefSeq and is a predicted model, not a curated record. The transcript has 5 exons. Lineage: Eukaryota; Metazoa; Chordata; Actinopteri; Cyprinodontiformes; Cyprinodontidae.